Populus trichocarpa (black cottonwood) is the source of this 3539-nucleotide messenger RNA. RefSeq names its product probable ubiquitin-like-specific protease 2B. The coding region runs from base 291 to 3161 and encodes 956 amino acids. The transcript is spliced from 16 exons. Gene Ontology annotation, biological process: proteolysis. The record is from RefSeq and is a predicted model, not a curated record. Gene Ontology annotation, molecular function: cysteine-type peptidase activity. Lineage: Eukaryota; Viridiplantae; Streptophyta; Magnoliopsida; Malpighiales; Salicaceae.
AGACACCAGACCAAAACAAAAACAGAACUCCCACUGAUUAACGCGUGCUAUCCAUUUUCUAAAUUGGCACGUGAAUCACGAAUCCCAAUUCUAACACUUUAAGCCUUCCCCUCUAAUUGGUGUAUUAUUUUCUCUUUGCAAAAUUUCGGUCUCUCUUUCAGUCGAUCUUCGAUACAGGUGAAAAACCCUUGAAGCCUGAAACGUGACUGUUUCCGCAAAAAAUCUCUCUAAUUGACUGACUCGGUUGUUGACUCACUCGCUGUUGAUCGCGAUCUCUCCCGCUCGCUACGAUGAAGAACUAUUUCAAUGAAGAAGAAGACGAGAUAGCUGAAUUAGCAGCUGGUCAAUUAUUAGUCACCCAGGAAUGUGAUAUUCCUAAAAACGAAACCUCUAGUUUAGUUUGUGUAGAUGCUGAUGCUAUUGACUGUGAUAAUGCUUCUACUCGUGUUCGGCCCCGAACUGUUGGAGAGGACUUAAACACUGAAGAAGGAAAUUCUGCUGCUCCCCAUUUAACUUCUUUAAGUCAUGAACACGACCCUUGUUUUCCGGUAGAUGGUUUUGAUUCGAAAAUGAUUUUUAGUGAACACGUGACAAGAAUUUCAUGCCAUGAAGCUCCUUUACUUGGGGAAAGCCAAUUAAACUGUGGUCUUAGAGAUGGUCCUCCGUCCAGUGCUGAGCUUGUUGAUGAACACAUGGAGGAGUGUUCUCCAUCAAGCCCCACUCCUGAUAUUGCAGAUGCUGGUGUUAUUUUAAAUGACCUCACACCAACCAAUUGUUUCAGCUACUCAGAAAUGAGUGACAUUGGUAUUGUUGUUGAUUAUGUUGUAUACCGGGGUAAAUAUUGUACUGGGUGUCUGGUGACAUUUUCUUACAGUGGCAUUAAAAUUAAUGGUACAACUGCUCAUGGAGAUGAAGGAACCUUUAGCUUCGAAACAGGAAUUGAUGAAAUUGUUAGUAUUGAGUCUCAGAAUAUUCAAAGAUUUGAAACUGUAAUGAUUAAGCUUCACAUACUUUCAAAGGAUGCAGUACAAGCUGAUAACACACAAGGCAUGUCAGGUGUUGAGGAGUUGGAGGUUGUGGUUGUUGAGCCAAAUUGGUCUAGGAAAUGGGAAGAGAUUACAUCUCUGAAUGUGAAGUACUCACCUCUACUGAGCGUUAUACAUGACAUGGAUAUUGCAAUGAAUGGAGUAGACUCACUUCAACAGAGGCGCUAUUUCCCCAGUUUUGAUUCAGAGUUUGAAGAUGUUAUCUAUCCAAAAGAGGACUCGGAUGCAGUUUCUAUUAGUAAGAGAGAUGUUGAUCUAUUACAACCAGAGACUUUCAUCAAUGAUACAAUCAUUGACUUUUACAUUAAGUAUUUGAAGAAUCAGAUUCCAUCGGAGGAGAAGCAAAGAUACCAUUUUUUCAAUAGCUUUUUCUUUAGGAAGCUUGCUGAUCUUGACAAAGAUCCAUCCAAUGUGAAAGAUGGCAAAGCUGCUUUUUUACGUGUCCAUAAAUGGACCAGAAAAGUGGAUUUGUUUGGAAAAGACUACAUUUUCAUUCCUGUAAACUUCAAUCUUCACUGGAGUUUAUUAGUAAUAUGCCAUCCGGGUGAAAUAGCUGGUGUGAAAGAUGAAGACACAGAAAUAUCUGUCAAAGUACCAUGUAUAUUGCACAUGGAUCCUAUCAAAGGAACUCAUGCAGGUCUCAAAAAUCUUGUUCAAAGUUAUUUAUGGGAAGAGUGGAAAGAGAGGCAGAAGGGCUCAUCUGAAGACAUGUCUUCAAAAUUCUUGAAUUUGCGGUUUGUCCCACUUGAGCUGCCACAGCAGGAAAAUUCAUUUGAUUGUGGCCUGUUCCUGCUUCACUAUCUGGAGCUCUUUUUGGUAGAGGCCCCAGUGAAUUUUAGCCCAUUCAGAAUAAAUGGGUUUACUAAGUUUCUUAAUGGGGAUUGGUUUCCUCCUGCUGAAGCUUCUCUCAAGCGUACACUUAUCCAGAGGCUAAUCUCUGAGCUGCUUCAAAAUUGUUCUCGGGAAGUUUCUUCUAGUGGUUGCAGCAGUGAACAACAGUCUAAUUUCCCUGAAAUUAAUGGGAAAGAAUCUGGAUUGGAGCUUGUUUCAGACAGAUACUCUCCUGAUGGAGCUUGUCGUGUUAAUUUAUCAAGCUCUGACCAUGGUCAGGGCAUUGAAAUUACUCUAUUGGGAGUAUCACCUAUGAGGAAUUCUCAUUGUGUUAAUGAUCCUGGCUUGGUUCUCAGGGAAUUUUUUGAUCCGGAAGUUGCUGCUGGAUCAUUACUUGCACAGUGUCCAUCCUUUGACCAGCCAUCGUCUUAUCACCACCUUAAUGGUACUAGGUCACAGAUAGAGCAGGAUGAUACCGAAACUGGUGAGCAGUUUGUGUAUUUCCCUUCUGGAGAAACUGUUUGUCAGAAAGUUGCAGGAAUAACACCUCAAGAUGGUUCUAUAUCAUGUUCUUUUAAAGCUUUUGGAGCUGAUGAUUCUUGGAAUCCAGGGAUUUCUUUGCAAGCAGAUGACAAUGAUUCAUCUUCAGAAACAUCAGACUGUGCCUCUGAUGAUUCAGAUGUAGGAAUCAUUGAAAAUUUUCCAGCUAUGGAAGAUGCAGGUAUUUGUCAGAAGGAGAAAUUUGAUCAACGAAAAUCUCCUUUGAUGGAAAAUGUAGGGUGUUUGACCGUAAGCCUUGCUUCUGCCUCUGGCGAGAUGCUUGAGAAUUCUGCCUUUGGAGGUAUACGGAACCUUAGAAGUACUGAGGACAUUGACAAGAUUCAUGAUGGCAAUGAGCAUGUUAGCCUUGCAUCUUGUCAGGGAAAUUUCUCAGCAUCACUGCAAGAAGACCCCAACUUGGUAGAGAUUGUGUUGAAUCAAGAUUUGGAAAAGGCAAAGGUCACUCGGGAUAAUAUGCAAGCAAUUGAAGGUAUACAUAACCUUGAAGGUAUUGAUGACACUGACAGGAUUCGCUAUGACAAAGAAAAUGGCAACAUUGCCACUUGUCAGGAAAAAUUCUCUGCAUCAUUGCAAGAAGACCACGCUUUGGUAGAGAAUGGAUUGCAUCAAGAUUUGCAGAAGACUGAGGUCAUUGAGAAUGAUAUGCAAACGAUUGGUGAUGAUGUGAUGAUGGUAGAAUCAGAUGAACAGCAAGCUGCAAAGAGGCCCAGGCGUACCUCCUGAUGAAAUUGAGGGAGGAAUCACCAGAAGCCUGUCAAAGGAUCUGCAUUUGUAAUUUAGGCUGGAGUAGGAGUCCCCCCCUUAUUUUGUUAACAUAAUAAUGUGUUGGGAUCUCACUAGAUGUUGAUGUACCAUUCUGUGAAUAGUGUCACGUCUCUAUUUUGACAAUAACCGUCGGACGGCUGUAGGAAAAUUGUCUAGGUGCAGUUUGUCUUGGUGAUUAGUGAUUAGUAAAGGUUUUAUCUUAUUACCUACCAUCCCAGAUAUAUAAUCAAACAGAUCGAUAGAUGCGGACAUUGUUGCCUGAAUUGAAUACAUGCAGCAAUUGUUGCAUGUUGCCUGAUAUGUGUGCAAUGAACUUGAUGCCUCUUUGUUUCUUUA